Molecule: messenger RNA, 340 nt
Organism: Microbotryum saponariae
Lineage: Eukaryota; Fungi; Basidiomycota; Microbotryomycetes; Microbotryales; Microbotryaceae
Source: the annotation of a GenBank genome assembly
AUGAUUAGCGGACUUAUCAUGGAGGUUGGGGCACCAGGAGCGCCGUCCGCGACUCGUGUGGGAUUUGGCGGUGUCCCGUGCAGAGGGGUCAUACCUGUUAGAUUUCCGCACAGUUCUGGUAACUUUCGUUGGUCGGCCAAACGAUGAGAUUGUGUCGAUACGGUGCACGGUCGUAAAGUCCGAAACAGUGAGUUACCAGUGGGCGGAAAAGAGAAGAAAAGCUACGGAAAAGACUCGCGCGCGCGCCGACCGCACUCCCUAAUUCCCUAAUACCCCACUGAUAAUAAACCCUGCCUAGAAUGCCUUGAUGCGCCAAACGCCCAAAUCCAACAAUACCUAA